Molecule: messenger RNA, 2070 nt
Organism: Saimiri boliviensis boliviensis (Bolivian squirrel monkey)
Lineage: Eukaryota; Metazoa; Chordata; Mammalia; Primates; Cebidae
Gene: FOXRED1
Product: FAD dependent oxidoreductase domain containing 1
Biological process (GO): mitochondrial respiratory chain complex I assembly
Cellular component (GO): cytoplasm
Source: RefSeq, a predicted model, not a curated record
AGAGGUCACGGGGAGAUAGCCACCUAUAGCGUCGGGGGGGGCGGAUCCCGGAGGGGCCGCUGGCCAAUUGGCGCGCUCGUCUGAAUGGCGUUUGGCGCCCAGCGGUGACGGCUGGGUUGAUUGCGAGGCCGCUGUGCAGCUCUCAGGCUGUCCGCGCUUGGAAGGGUCAUGCUUCCGAGGGUUCUGUCGCUCGGCAUGCGCCGGGGCCCCUUGACCCGGAGGCGAGGCACGCUUAGAGGAGGCUUUUCUCUGGACUGGGAGGAGAUAUUGUCUGAGAUUAAGAAGAAGAUCCAGUCAGGGCUGCCUGGAACGGACUUGCAUCCACUGUAUGACCGCAGCCACCUGCCCCCCGACCACUCGGAUGUGGUGAUCGUAGGAGGUGGGGUACUUGGCCUGUCUGUGGCCUAUUGGCUGAAGAAGCUGGAGAAGCAGCGAGAUGCUCUUCGGGUGCUGGUCGUGGAACGGGACCUCACGUAUUCACGGGCCUCCAGUGCACUCUCACUGGGUGGGAUUCAUCAGCAGUUCUCAUUGCCUGAGAACAUCCAUCUCUCCCUCUUUUCAGCCAGCUUUCUACGGAACAUCAAUGAGCACCUGGCUGUGGUCGAUGCCCCUCCCCUGGAUCUCCAGUUCAACCCCUUAGGCUACCUCUGGCUGGCUUCAGAAAAGAAUGCUGCAGCCAUGGAGAACAACGUGAAAGUGCAGAGGCAGGAGGGAGCCAAAGUUUGUCUGAUGUCUCCUGAUCAGCUUCGGAACAAGUUUCCCUGGAUAAACACAGAGGGAGUGGCUUUGGCGUCCUAUGGGAUGGAGGACGAAGGUUGGUUUGACCCCUGGUGUCUGCUCCAGGGGCUUCGGCGAAAGGUCGAGUCCAUGGGAGUCCUUUUCUGCCAGGGAGAGGUGACACGUUUUGUCUCUUCAUCUAACCUCAUGUUGACCAAAAAUGAGAAAGAGGUGAAAAUGAAAAGGAUCUAUGAAGUCCACGUGAAGAUGGACAACAGCCUGGAAUACCAGCCUGUGGAAUGCGCCUUAGUGAUCAAUGCAGCCGGAGCCUGGUCUUCGCAUAUCGCAGCACUGGCUGGUAUUGGGAAGGGGCCGCCUAACACCCUGCAGGGCACCAAGCUACCUGUGGAGCCGAGGAAAAGGUAUGUGUAUGUGUGGCAUUGCCCCCAGGGACCAGGCUUGGAGAGUCCACUCGUUGCAGACACUAGUGGAACCUAUUUCCGCCGGGAAGGAUUAGGUGGCAACUACCUGGGUGGCCGUAGCCCCACUGAGGAGGAAGAACCGGACCCAGGGAACCUGGAAGUGGACAAUGAUUUCUUCCAGGACAAGGUGUGGCCCCAUUUGGCUCAGAGGGUCCCAGCUUUUGAGACUCUGAAGGUUCAGAACGCCUGGGCCGGCUAUUACGACUACAACACCUUUGACCAGAAUGGUGUGCUGGGCCCCCAUCCACUAGUUGUCAACAUGUUCUUUGCUACUGGCUUCAGCGGUCAUGGGCUCCAGCAGGCCCCUGGUGUGGGACGAGCUGUGGCAGAGAUGAUACUGGAGGGCCGCUGCCAGACCAUCAACCUGGACCCCUUCCUCUUCAGCCGCUUUUACUUGGGAGAGAAGAUCCAGGAGGACAACAUCAUCUGAGCAUGUGCGCUCUGCACCGGCCCCACUGGCUUGCAUCCUGGCCGUGUUCACGGCCUUCUUUCUUCUUUUUCUGUUCCAGUCUUCCCCAGCACCGUGCCGGGCCUUCUCCCUUUCCCCACUCUCCUGUCAGGCAGGCCAUUGCCCCUUCAUGGCUGGGCAGGCACAGGCACUGAGGCCCAGGCCAACAGUGAGUGAUGAGCAGGAUCCUAGGACUGAUCUGUAGCCCAUGCUGGUGUCAUCCACCAGGGAAAUCCAGCUGGAGGCCUGGGCACCCUGGCCCAGGACUGGCUCCAUCCUGGCACUGACCAGAAAACACUGCCUCUGACCCUCAGCAGAUAGAGCCCUGGCAGGGGAGCAUUCUGGGGCAGCCUGGCUCAGGUUUAUUGGUUGUCUCUUUACCCUAUCCAUCAGUCAAUACAUGUAAUUAACUCCCUCCCUCCA